Messenger RNA from Macrobrachium nipponense, 16254 nucleotides. RefSeq names its product A disintegrin and metalloproteinase with thrombospondin motifs 9-like (gene AdamTS-A). Gene Ontology annotation, biological process: extracellular matrix organization; proteolysis. Lineage: Eukaryota; Metazoa; Arthropoda; Malacostraca; Decapoda; Palaemonidae. Gene Ontology annotation, molecular function: zinc ion binding; metalloendopeptidase activity. Gene Ontology annotation, cellular component: extracellular matrix. The transcript has 29 exons. The record is from RefSeq and is a predicted model, not a curated record. Bases 118 to 5805 code for a protein of 1895 amino acids.
GCAGUGGUAGUGUUUACACGUGUGGUGGUGUGGUGUCUGAGUGAGUGAGAGAGAGAGAAAGAGAGAGCGAGCGAGCGAGAGCGAGAGAAGAAGAAUAAUUAUAGGAGGGAUAUAUUGAUGUAUAUAAAAAGAGAUAGAGAGAAAGAAGGGACCCCCAAAAUACGCUCUCGUUCGGGAAAUGUGUCGCUGGCGGGCUAUUUAUCACCAGUCUCAUCCAGCAUGAUCAGUGCGUCCUUAGGGAAGUGCCUGAGGGCCUUCGUUAUUAUCAUUGCCUUCGCUUUUAUUCUCGCUUUUAUUUGGACCUUUCGGCCUUCGUCUUCUAGUCAAUCGAGUGCCCGGGUGGACAGGGCCGCACGGGAGGCCCUUCCUUCUGCGUCGCCUUCGCCCCCUCCGUCUUCCUCCUCGAAGUUCCAAGGACAGUUAGUGUUGGUCGAUGCCAAGGGUUUCCAGAUGCCCAAUGAGAAUGACGGUGGGCGGGGGCGGGGUAAGGGUCUCAUGUACCAUUGGGUGACGGCGGAUGGGGAAUGGACGGUGCAAGUGUGGCCCGAUACGGAGUUCAUGGCGCCCUCGAUACUCUUGCGCCACGAGACCGCCCACGAAUCGGUGGUUUUUCCGCCCACGCUUAAUGCUCACUGCUUCUGUUCGGGCGUGGUGCUGGGAGCCCGGGAAAGGUCUGUUGUCGUCAUCAACGUUUGUAACGGACUGACUGGAGCCAUUCAACUAGGAAAUGCUGUAUAUCUAAUUGAACCAGCCUCUAGCGUAAUAAAAAGUAUACAAGAAAGCAAGGCGGAGGAGGAGGAGGACUCGGACUACCCGGUGUUCGAAGACGGCUCCAAGCUCCACGUCUUCACGAGGGCUCUUUGGAACGGGAGUCUUUCCGGGCACGGGGACCACCCAUCUUUAUCCGGGCACACUCGGCUCCACCACCCCCCCACCAGUAGCAACCGUAGUAGUCAGGACACUCAGGACGAUAGAUUUCAGGAUUCCCCUCGGGAACCGAGUGCAGUCCGGCAAUGCGACGCUCAAGGCGACAGCUUCAUCGACAAAUUACAAGCUGAGGCUCCGUGGUCAACAACCCAACACCACCAUCGCUCGAGGAGGUUUUUGUAUUCCCAGCGAUACAGCAUCGAAGUCCUGGUCGUGGUGGACAAUAAGAUGGCACGGUAUCAUGGCAAGCACGUCAAUCAGUAUGUCUUGACGCUGAUGUCUGUGGUGGCCUUGAUUUUCCGAGACCCCAGUAUAGGAAACCGGAUUGACAUCGCCGUCGUGGAGGUCGUAAGACCCGAGAGGCAGUCUUUCACGCCCAAGAGACCUUACGGGAACAGCGCCGAAGUGUCCGGUAUAUCGGCGGAGGAGAUGCUGAAGAUGUUUUGCAAAUGGCAGAAACAGGGGUUGAAGUACAACAUCAACCACCAGAGAAGAUACGACACUGCUUUGCUACUCACCAGAGAAAACAUCUGCCGUAACCCCUACACCAAGAGUUGUGACACCUUAGGACUAGCAGAGCUUGGAACAAUGUGUUCCAAGCACUCGUCUUGUGCCAUUGUCCAGGACAACGGUCUCUCAGCAGUGUUCACCAUCGCCCACGAACUGGGGCAUUUGCUGAAUAUGCCCCAUGACAACGACGACAAGUGCGCCCUCCUCGGGGGUGGUGAAGACAGCAACCAGCGCAUGAAUGUCAUGAGUCGAAUGCUGGACCACAACACUUUACCGUGGGUCUGGUCCAACUGCUCCAGGCAUUACCUGACUGAAUAUUUACAUGGAGGACAUGGCCGCUGUUUGGAGGAUGAACCUUGGACCAACAAGUUAAUCGAGGAAAACACAGAGUUCACUUUGGCUGGAGAAAGGUUCAAUGCCAGUAAACAGUGCCAGUAUGUUUUUGGAAAGUCUUCGAAAAUCUGUCCUUACAUGCCAACCUGCAAGAGAUUGUGGUGCACCACUUCCCUGGACGAGAAAGAAGGCUGUCGAACGCAACACAUGCCUUGGGCUGAUGGAACCCACUGUGAUAAUGGCAUGUGGUGUCUCAGGGGUCAGUGUGUUCAAAAGAAUAAGAAUGUCAUGAGAAAAAUCGACGGGAAGUGGGGCGACUGGGGAGCGUGGAGUACAUGUUCACGUACCUGUGGCGUUGGAGUUUGUCGAUCUGAGCGGCUGUGUAAUAACCCUGCCCCAAAGUAUGGUGGACGCUACUGUACAGGCGAAAGAGUCAAGUAUGAGUCUUGUAAACUAAGGGCCUGCCCCACUGACUCAAUUGACUUCCGUACGCAGCAAUGUCAAGUCUACAAUAACAAGACUUUUGGUCUUCCUGAUAUCCCUGACGAUGUGAAGUGGAUACCCAAAUAUGCUGGAAUUCGCCGAGAGGACAGCUGCAAGCUCUUUUGCCAAGUCUACAACAGCAGCCGGAAAUAUUUUCAGCUAAGAGAGAAGGUUGAAGAUGGAACUCCUUGUGGUCCGGACACAUACGACAUAUGUGUUAAUGGCGUUUGCCACAUUGCUGGUUGUGAUUAUGUUCUUAAUUCUACUGCAAAGGCCGAUAAUUGUGGUGUGUGCAAAGGAGACAACUCGACUUGCCAUGUAACAGAAGGAUCAGUAACAAAUCCUCGUCGUUAUGGGUACUCUGAUAUUACAGUGAUACCAGAAGGAGCUGCCAGAAUAGACAUCACUCAGAGAUCUUACCAUGAUAGACCCAAUGACGACAACUACCUAGCUCUAGUUGAUCUGGAGACAGGUGAAUAUUUGCUGAAUGGACAUUGGAUAGUGACGCCUUUCCCAAAACUUAUUGAGUUUGGAGGUACCAUGCUUGAAUAUACUGGCUCAAAUGCCAUCACGGAGCGUAUCAACUCAACAAAGCCAAUGAAGAAAAAGCUCUUAGUUCAGGUGCUUUCAGUGGGUGACCUCAAUCCUCCAAACAUAAUAUAUAGUUUCACAAAGUCUACGAUGUAUUCCAAUCCCAAUUAUUAUUGGAGACUGGGUGAUUUAAGCAACUGUUCAGAACCAUGUAUUGGAAAGAGACAGAGGACACCUUACUGUGUAAGGGCAGACAGUGGUACCAAAGUUAGAGAUGACUUGUGUCCUUCUGACCAGAAACCUGCUCCUCUGCAAGAGUCUUGUGCCCAUACGUGUCCGGUUCACUGGUCUUAUAGUGAUUGGUCAAAGUGUGAACUUAAUGGUGAGCAGUGCAUGAGGCGGCGUGAAGUAACAGGAUGUGUUUCAAGUCUUGGGAAUAAGGUUGAUGAAGAGCGCUGUGCCAAAGAUCGACAGUAUACCCACGAAGAAUGCCCUCGUGAAGAGUGUCCAUCAUGGAAAUACUUUGAUUGGUCUCCGUGUUCCUGUGAAGCAGAUGAGACUGAAGGAAUCCAACAAAGGCCUUAUGCUUGUCAACUUCGAGAAAGACCUCUCCAAAAAUGGGAGUGUAGAGAACUGGAUAAACCAAGUUUCAUACGCAAUUGCUCCUGUUGGUAUGCUGAACAGUGGAUGCCUGGUUGUGAGCUGGACAGCCAGCAUGGAAGUGGUCCUAGUCUUGGAGAUCACAGAGACCAGGAUAUAACCAGGCUAGAAGAAGCAAUUGAUACGUGGACUGUAGGAGGAGGAGGAGGAGGAGGUGGUGGAGAUAGAGAAACGGAUAUCGACACUCCAAACUGUGGCACUGGCAUGAAAAGACGCCAUGUGUAUUGCGGUUCCCCAGAAAGCAGUCUUCCAAAGAGUAGCUGUGACGCCCACACCAAACCUUCAGAGUUUGCCCCUUGCAGUGUCCCUUGCCCAACCACCACCACAACUACUACAACCACAUCCACAACCACUACUACCCCUAAACCCACCACUACCCCAACAACUACAGCAUCAUCCAUUACCACACACACUACAUCAUCUCCUACACUAACACGUGUCCCGUCAUCUGUUUCUUCUUCACACGUUAAUAGGUCUCCAGUACUCAAGGGUGGAAAGCAGCAUAAGACUACUCUUACCUUGGGAAGUGACUGGAACCAUCCCCAGUAUCCUGAACGUUCAAAGACUCCAUGGACAGCUGGUGUUGAUAGCCAGCGAGAAGCAAAUGAUAUCCCAAACAAUCUUCCUACGAGCCUCGAUGAAAGGGAACGUUUAAGUAGAGAUGAUUUUAUGGACAACAGAGUGAGCACUAGUAGACUCCAGACUGAAGGCUACAGUAUUACAAGAAACCGAAAUUCCCCCAGUCAUUCUCAGCAUCAGAGCAGUGAGGAGGAAUUUAAUAAUGAAGUUCAGCAGUACGAACCUGAUAUUGCCCUUCAUCUCCAUCCAACUAAUUGGCAGACUGGAGGAUGGACUGUGUGUUCUCGUGAUUGUGGGGGAGGUGAAAAAUUUCGUCAAGUGGUUUGUUUGGGGUCAAAGGAACUUUGCCGUUCUGAGGAUAGACCAGUUGACAGAAUGGCUUGCAACACUCACCUUUGUGCAGAAUGGACUACAGGAGAUUGGGGCCAUUGUCGCACACGACGCAGGCGUUGUGGCAGAGGAAAACAGGAACGCCUUGUUGCCUGUCGGGACCCAAAUGGACCACAGCUGGAUGAAGAUUAUUGUCAUGCUGCUGACAAGCCAACACAUAGCCGUACAUGCAAAGUUCCUUGCAGCAACAGUAAAAGACGUGGACGCCGUCAACGUUAUAAGUGGAAAACAGGAGACUGGUCUCCGUGUUCGGAGCCAUGUGACCGAGGAACAGCGUAUCGUAACAUCACCUGCAUUGAUACGGGAAUGAACAUAGGUCAUUAUGAGGGCACAAUGGUGUCAUCUGAGUAUUGCCUUCGCCAAGGGCUUAGUAAGCCUAGAGGCAGGAGAGGAUGCAAUAAGCACCCCUGUCAGUUUCGAUGGGCUACCAGCGAGUGGUCCGAGUGCUCUAGCGUAUGUGGGCCUGGAGUGGAGGCUCGAGAUGUCACCUGUCAUGCUGUCAAUUCCCACAACUGGGUUGAUCCAGAACCGGUGAGCAGAGGAUGCCGAGAAAGCAAGAAACCACGAGACACACGAAAGUGUAGCCUUGGGGAUUGUUCCUCAGGAUACUACUGGAAGGUCAAGCCAUGGAAAAAGUGUCAAGGAUCUUGUGGUGAGAAAGGACGACAGAGAAGAAGUGUUAAUUGUGUUGACUCCAGUGGACGAAAAGCCCGUCGCUCAUUGUGCUCAAAAGAAGUUAGACCACGCAGAAAACAAAAAUGCCGAAAUCAUCAGUGUGGAUAUACCUCCUGUGAGGAGCUUCGCCAACCUCAUCGAAUGUAUGUUGAUGGCGAGUACUCAAUCUUAGUAGGAGGCCGUAACAUGAGUAUCUUUUGUUAUGGCAUGAAUUCUACAUCCCCAAGGGAGUAUUUAACUCUUCCAGCUGGAGAAGAAGGCAACUUUGCAGAAUUCUACAAUAAAAUCUUAUUACAGCCCAGCACAUGCCCUCAUGGAGGAGACAGACUACCAGAGUGUGAUUGUGAACUGGAUCAGAGUGGAAGAUCAGGGUAUACGACAUUCAGCAAAAUAAGAUUAAAUGUUACAACCUUACUAGUAGAUACAAUUGAUUUCACUUUUGCAAGAGCAUUGGAAGGCGCUCUUAUUGCAUAUGGUGAGGCUGGUGACUGUUUUAGUACAGCAGAGUGCCCACAAGGUGCAUUUUCCAUCAAUCUUGCCGGAACUCCAUUAGCUGUAUCACCUAGAACAGAUUGGUUAAGAAAAGGCAGUAAUGCAGUGCACUGGAUUAAUAGACUGGAUGACAACCAAAGGAUCUUGGGUCGUUGCGGUGGUUAUUGUGGAACAUGUGCUCCUGACCCUUCAUCUGGGCUUAAGCUACAUCUACGAGAUGGCUGAAAGGAAGUGUAGAAAGAACCAAAUGAUAAGCUUACCUUUAAGGAGUGUAGCUGAAAGCCGUGAUUCUGAAGUGAUUCCCCUUCUGGAUUUUAUGAAAAUCUCCAGAACACACUUCAGUAUGGAAAAAAAAAGAGAUAUCUGCUGGUACAAAGGUGGACAUACCAGUCAUUAGUAGUGGAGACCCACCCAAAAAAUAUUAAUAGAUGAUGGACCUGCCCCUUUAAUUCCUUAGUUUCGUAACUUUCUCUUUAAUCAUGGAGUGUCACUACCUCGUGUCUGCCCAUCAUCACCACCUCUAUUGCAUUUCCUGCAGACAUCAGUACUCUCUUUAAGGGUGGUGUGGUAACAGGAACAAAAGUGGAUUUUUUUUUAUUACAUAUCCCUGACACCUAGCCCUUGUUGUAGGUGAGCAGUAUCAGAUAGUAUCUACCUAAAUGUAACUUACAUAACAUGAAAUUUUGUAGUUACUACGCCAGCUAAAUUUGCUAGAUUUGUUUCUUUUUCUAUGGAAGACUGAGCUUGGGGACCAAAAAUAUGCUAUGUCUAUAAGCAGUCAGGUGAUGACUUGCAUCAAACGAAUUUUGAGACCUCACAGUGAAAUCUGUAAGGGUUAAUAUCAGUAAGCUUCUAGUCAGAUCCAAUCAAAUAAUCCUGACCUUCGAUUCCUCUUUUUGGUACAUGGCAUAAGUAUCUUAUACAUAGCUAUGAUUAUUACUACUUUUGUCUGUUUUGUUUUGAGCAGCGCCUGUUUCUGACAUAAUGCUUACCAGUAAGUUGUUUUUUAUUUCUCUCCUGUUGGGUGCUGUUGCAUUAUAUUCUUAUUUAUCUCUACCAUAUAUUUGGUAAGCCCUAUUUUUUAAUUGAAUAAUCUAAUUUCACAGAUAAAUCAACUUCUGAUUCCUUUAUUUCCUCAAGUUUAGUUAUCAUGCUUGCACCUUGGCAAUUUCAUCCAUGAACUUAAGCCUAAAUGUUGUGUUGAGAUCUUAUGGGUGUGGUUAUUUGGAAAUUUGUUUGUCUUCAAAAGCCAUCUGCAAUGUUAUUUUCACAUUUUUUGCAGGUGUGGUUUGGGGACAGCAGCUAUCAAAAUUGGCACACCUUGAUAGUGUGAGGACUAUAUUGUGGCCUUAAGUGAUUCAAGUCACCAAGUAACUUCUCCCUUUCUUUUGUUGUUCAUCCAUUAAUUGCUGUUUUCUCUUUUAUCUAGAAAUUUUACUUUCUUUGAGCUCUUUCCACCCCUCCAACUUUCAUUGUUACAAUUUUGUGUAUAUUUUCUCUUGCCGGCCAUUGUACGAUAGCUGAACUUUUGUACUGUUUUGAUUGGGCAGCCUAGAUGUGAAGUUUACCACAAUCCUUCCACCACUCUAUUCCUCAACAAAGCCUUACUUAGAAGAGGAUCAUGGCCAAAGGCUCCUGUCAGGUCAUGACAGUUAUCCUACGUCACUUUCCAUUUAAAGACCUCAAGUCCAUUUUUAUCCCUAGGCAAUGAAGCAUCACUCUUUUAGACUGUAACCUCUCCAGUGAAGUGUCCUCUACUGCUGUUUGUCCAGAUGAUAUUAACUCCAAGAUUUAUCUGGGAACCUCAUUCAAUAAUAACUUCUGAUUUAGUAAUGUACAAGCGUUAAAGAAUAGGAUAGACAAACUUAUCUGCUUAUUACUUGACAAGGAAAUAAACAGUGACAUCCCACUGUGGAGGAGCCUAGCCUUGUUUAAGGUGAUAUGCAAUCUGUAUAGUGCUGGAAUUGAAGAUGAUAAUGGCUACAAAUUUAAGUGGCUGGAUAUGGCUCAGGGUUCAAAGUGUGUCUGCUCUUGACUGACAAGAUUGCAGAUUAAAAUAUUGGACAGGACUGCUUUCCCAGUCACUCCCUGAUAAUUCCAAGGUUUCCUGACACUUACCUUUGCAGCAUCUUGCUCAACAAAAUUGUUCACAAUCUUUCAUAUAACUUUCUAAGAUUGUUGUUCGUCGUAUCUCACCAAUGAUAUUUCCUCAAUCUUGGAAUAUUUAGUUUAAAAGAGAAUAUGAGUGAUUUGAAGCAUUUAUCUCCAUCCUAGAACCAACAUAUUUAUUAUAUUCAUGUCAGAUGAAGUCAUUAUGGUCUUUCUUUUGGUCUUUAUUGGUUAACCCACCAUCUAGAUGGUCCCCGUGCUGUUGCUAGUACUACAUAUUUGUAUGCUAUUACUUCCAUUUUGUGCAUCCUUGUACUUUUAGCUCAUGUUUGGAUAAGGUAUCUAGGUAGUUUCCCUUUACCUGUUGACCUGCUUUCAGGGUCUUUAUUCAUUCUUAUAUGAGAUUGAUUUAGAGAGUUGGUAAAUCUUAAAAAACUUACUGUACAAUGAAUGAGUACCUAUCUGCCUUAUAACAAAAGCCAUGGUGAGCUUAUGUUGCUCUAGGUUUAUUUAUUCCUUGUUUUCAUAACUCAUACUCUUUUUUUAGGCUUUUUAUGAUUAUGUAAGAAGUACUUCUUCUAUUCCGGCAGUUUCUUCACAUCAGUUAUUACCGUGACGUUUUCAUUAUGGAAGCUUUUAAUCUAUUGCUAAUAAGUCAUUACAUAUUGCAUUCUCAUUCUUUUUUUGAUAUUUUGUUGUUUUUCAUAAAAUACUUUUAUUUCUUAAACACUUCAUUUCUUGACUCAAUACGUACAUAAUAAUCAUAAGCAUCAUCUUUACUCAUCAUCCUAGUCUUGUAUUAAUUCUGUAUUCACUGCCAUGUGAUAGUUUUUCUGCUAGUUUAGUUAAUUAUCCAGUAUUAUUCUUUGAGAGGUGAAAUGUGCUUGUGCAUCUCUUUAGGGCUUGUCAGAUUUGAUAAAGUAUGUUACCCAGUUAUUGGAUGUCAAGAUCAUGAGCUCAGAAUUAUUAUCAUAACUAGUGGUACUGUUCUUGGCUACUUAUUUCAGAAAGUUAGUUUUCUCCCACUGUAUUAAUAAAAUUUAUUUUUAAGAGGCAGGUCUGUCAUCAACUAAAGAAACAGGUCCUUUGAAAAAUCUCCAAAAUGCUGAGCAAAAAAUAAUGUGAAUCUGUCCUUGUCUCAGGUUAGUAAGAUAUGAAAAAAAAAGAACAGAAUGAAAUGUCUAUUUGACUAAUCUUACCUAAUGUGUACUACAGUAUCUAAAUUACAUACAGUGUUCUUAAUGAAGAAUACUAAUCAUUAUUUACAGUAUAUUUUCUCCUUGCCAAAAGACAAUUAUACAUCAGGAUCCUGAAAGUUCACCUGGAUACUUAGCCAGAAACACAAUAAGAAAAGAAACCAAAUACUUCAACACUGCCAUAAUAUUUUACUUAAGCUACAGUAAAAUGUGUACAGGAAAAGGAAAAUACGAAGUGCCAUACUGAAGCUCUCUAAUAUAACAUUUAAGUUUUGUGCUAUAUUGACACCAUUGUGCCUCAGUAAUUUCAGGUGUGCAUUGCAUUUAGAAUAACUGGAUGGCACAAGGACCCACAGCCCACCGAAAAAAGUGUAUUGAUGAUCUCAAUCAUAGAAUUUAAGCAAUGGGAUUAAAAAUAUGUGUUUUCAUCCUAUUGCCUAUCAUUGUUUAUUGUCCAGAUUCCACCAUUCUGUGCUAUGCAUACAAGAUACAUUAUGAAGAAUUUUGGAUGGAUUCAGGCAUAAGUAGUGUUCAUAGGUAGUGCUACUUGUGUUAUUUAUUAGUGAUAUUCCAAGACUGUCAUUUUUUCUUACAGCAAAUUUAUUAAUGGUGCAAGUGUAUGUGAUGUUGCUCCAAAUAUCAUUGCAGACUUUCACUUUUUAUUUUAAUUCUAUAACCAUGUAAAUGCAUAUUGGACCAGAAUCUCACUUACAUAAAGCCACUAAAGGCUGUUCAAUAUUAACUUUGUAUUGUUGCCAUCUCCAACUGCAUAUACUGUAUCAAUGUGCUUUUUCCCUUAAAUAUGUCAGAACAUUUAUUGCCUAUUUUCUUGAUGCGGGUAUCAUCAGUAGAAGGUGUAGGUGAUCAAUAUACACAAGUUAAAUCAUAUGUAGUAUUUGUAAGCAUAAUGAACUGCAUCAGUUCAACUUUUCUUAUUACUGUAUCAUUAUGUCUGUUAAAGAAUUAUGUGAAAAUUUUUUUUAUAGAGAUGGUUUGAUGAAGGAUUACAAAUAGUGUUUAUAUGACAUGAAAUGUUUUUUUAAAAGACAAGGAUUUUCAGAAAAAUUAAAUAUGCAAUGUUACUCUAAAAAUGUUAAUUGAAUCUAGAAAAUUUUUUCUCAUAUAACCAUUAUUUGUCAUUGUGUAUAAACAUUGAAUACUCUAAAAUUAUAUAUUCUACUUUCCCUUACUCAGUGAUUCCACAAGUUCUAGGUUAUGCAUAAUGACUGUGAAAACAAAGUUUAAUGCCCCCCGUGAAUAGUUAGAACCCGCGAAUAGUUGGAACCCCUAUAAAAGUGCUUAAAACCUCCUAUUUUGUUAGUUAUAAUUCAAGAAAAACCCACUAAAAAUUUUUAUAAAUGGUUUCUUAAUAGUUUUAUCAAAAUAAAGUGCAUUUUAUGAUGAAAUUGAUGAAAUAAACAAGAAUUUGUGGAUAUUUUUCAUAAAAAAUACUGCGCAUAGACUAAUUUUCCGCGAAUAAUGUGGGGAAUUGUUCCUGAGAGAAAUACGCGAAUGCGUGAGUCAGCAAAUCCAGAGAACACGAAUACGGGGGUCCACUGUACAUUAUUUUGAGUUUUUGUAUGCAAAUAUUUCCACUAAUUGAUGAUUAAUUGGUGAAAAAUACAUUAAUAAUCAUAUAAAGGACAGUAAUCUAUCAAAACUUUGAUUGACUUAAUGCCAAACCAAAAAUAUCACUCAGCAUCUCCUUAAAUGAUGUGAAGCGGGAAUCAGACACUACGUUGAAUCUUGAACGGACUAUCAGUUUGGAAAAUAUGUGCUUGGUGUUGUACAUAGCUGUGAAUCUGAGAAAAAAAUCUGUGCCUCAAGAUUUUUACCUAGAUUGUGUGAAUUUGUUUGUGCACAUAAAUAAGUAGUUUCAUGGUAAUAAUUCUUUAUAUCGCGGUAUACUGUACAUAUCAUAUUACCCACCGUUGAAGAAUAUAAUUUCUUUGUGAAUAUUAUAGGCUGCACCAGUGCAGUCUUUAACUGAGGUACUAUAGUUUUAUGAGAUCUUUCUCAGGAUGUCCAGUCUGAUGAUACCUUUCUUGAUUUAUGGUGAUGUUCAGUAUCCAUGUUUGCUUAUAUGUAAUUAUAACAUGUAUCAACUAUCUUCACUCUGAUAUUCAUUUGGCAAGAUUAUCUUCUCCUUUCAUCCAUCCACUUUUACUAGUCUGUAUGCAGUGUUAAUAUCAACAGCUCUCAUUGUCCAAGUAGCAUGAUACACCUGCAAUGGUGUUAAUCUUUGAAUACUUAUGAUGGGAAAAAAGCUAGUUAAGAUUAUCACUUUUUACCGUUUCUAAUUGUUUCACUGCCAUUUUUAUGCAUAUAGUGUAAGUAGUAUGUACUAAGUUGAAACCACACACAAUUUCACUUGUGUUUGCUGUGUAAAGUUCACUGCCUUCAAGUUUGUAAAGUUGUACCUAGAAAAAUAUUUCUCAGUAGAAUCUUACAUCAAUAAUUUAGCUAUAUUUUGUAUAAUAUUUAUACAUAACUGUAAAUACAUGUUAUCUUCAAAAUAUAAGAAAGAAAUAUCAAAGAGGUAAGAGGAAUGUGUGUCAGUUGAUACUGGUUCUGUUUUGUGCUCUUUAUUGUGUACAAAGUCAUAUUACUGUUGCAUCAAUUUUUUUUACAUAUGUCCCUUAUUAUUAAUAAAACAAUGGCCUGAUUAGCAUAAGCAGUGAUAUUACCAUACUUGUCAUUUAAAAUGUAGGAACAGUAGGUAAAAAAAGAGCAAAACUGGAAAACUGAGUUUAGGGGAAAAGUAAUAAAAGUAAGAAAAUGCCUUUAAAACCAUAGAAAUUUUUAAAACUUGGGUGUGUUUGUAAGCUGAUAUGCCUACUACUUUGAUGCCUGUGUUAUCAGAAAAUCAUGAAUGAAAACAAUUAUAUAGGGGAGAAAAAUUUAUAUAAUUUGUAGUGCCACCUAGAACACCAACACAUCAGCUAUAUCUCAUAGUAUUAUUAUUUGAAUUUCAUCUUACCUCUUCUCAUCAGCAUCUCCACUUUUUUUAUACUUAUUCUGUAUUUCACCAGUAUCAUACUUUAUUACAAGGAUAUUAGUCCAGAUAACUUAUUUAUUGAUCUACUCAGCAAUGUCCUUUUCAAGCUUUUCAUUAAAUGUUCUAAAAAUCUUCCAUGUGGACUUUGUUGCUUGACCAGUUUUGUUAAUUUUUCAUUGCAUAUUGAUUUUAGGUUUAAUUUCCAUAUAGGUACAUGUACCUAUUUGCAUCAUGUUAUUCAUUUUCAUAUGAAAAUAUUUUUCUCACAGGUAUUUUCCUUUCAGCUUGUGUUAUUUAAUAUGAGAGCACUUUUACACUAAUAUUAUACAGGGAAUUUAAUUUUAUACAUUGAAUAUUCUCCAUUUAUGAUUGAGAUUUGAUGCAUUUGAAGCAAAUAACUAAAUUUGUAAAGUAUAAUGAUCAUUUUAUCAUUUUUUAUUAGUAAUAGUUUAUCCAUUAUAACCUUAUGUUUUAUUCUACCAUUCCAGUCUAGAUCUUCUCUCUCUUAUUUUAUAGAAAAGCUAGUGUUUAGUUGUUAUAAAGUUGUAUAUAUAUAUAUAUAUAUAAUAUUUUGUAAAUACUGUAUUUGUAUAUAUUAAUGUUAGCAUUAUAGUAAGGCCUUGAUAACUUGGAAUAUAUGGGAUUGAAUCCUUUCCAAGAUAGGUUAUCCACAUCAUCUCAGGUUUUUUAAAAAGAUUAAUCAACUUUAAAUGUGUUCUGAAACAGCCAUAUGUUUGUCAAAGCCCUAAACUAAAACAUAUUAAACAGUUAGUAAUCAUCAGUUGUAAGACAAAUGUAUGCCAUCAAAACCAUUGCUUGAUGCAAUAAACAGACAAAAAAUAAUGAAAUUCACAAGUAACCUAUGCACGGACAUGUAAUACACUUGUAGCCUACAUUCACUGUUUGUCUAUGUAUUAUACAUGUUUAUUAUGAAUCUCACAAACAAUUCCUCAAUAAACAUCAGUACACCAACGCUAUACAUUCAUAAAAAGAUCAAUGCAGUACAUGUUUUAUCAAAAUUUGUACAGUAUGUCCUGUAAAAUGUGAUCAUGUUUGGGUGUGCACAGCAUUACAACUGGUCCUAAUCAUCACUGAUCUCCUCAAGUGUGUCACCUAUUUUAGAAACAUUGGCUACAAUAUUCUCUUCAUACUUUUAACAAGAGCCUCUUUCAUUGCUAGUUAGAUAACAUUAUUCUCUUCGUUACCUCCUCCUCACCACCACAGUUCAGGAGGUGCACAAAGUUGACAGGACAAAAGCUAGUAUUAUCAAUGAGCCUAUUCUAAGCUUUUGUGAGUGUUAUGACCCUUGGGCAUUGCCACACUUUCCUUCAGUUAUAAUCAGCCUUAAUUGGUGGUGUUUACCAUAAAGUUCUCUAGUGUGCACGCAACCCUUUUAUUCUCAAUUUCCUCCUCUACAUCAUCAUUGACUAUUACUGUCAUCACCACUAAGUAUUUCACUUGAUAUUUAAACCAAUAGACUCAUUUGCAGGCCUCUAUCACACCUUGGUCCUUAGGUUGGAUUAAGGAAGUUGAAUGGGCAGGCAGAACUACAGCCUUGUCACCCUUGUGGCCAACUAGUAGUUUAUUUCCAGAGGGUUGGUGGAAACAGUCUUUCAGAAGAGUAUCUUUUGCAGGCUCUGUUUUGGCUAGUCCCCCUGGUGUUUUUUUUUUCUUUUUACACUGAAAACCAAAUUAUAUGUAUCACAAGAUAAUAGCAAAAUAUAUUUGAUGAGGAACAUGAUUUGUAUGCCCUCCCUAUCACUACAAGAUACAGAUGACAUAAGACUUUCAUCACCACAAACCAUGCCCAAGAAGCAGUCCUUACCCAUCCCCUAUCUAGCCUGCCAAUUUCAUGUGUAUGAGCCCAGAUGUUCAGAGCUGGUGCAUUUUUUAUUCAUUAUCUGUGACUUCCUCCAGUAUACCUUUCAUCAUGUCCAUGCUUUUUCUGAUGGUUCAGCCUUGGCCAUAGAAACUCUGAAUCCUCUGUGAUGCAUGUUAGCCACUUUUGGAAAGGUACUAAUGAUGCCUUAUUAUUAUAAUUAAAACACUCCUAUUCAUUAGGCUGUUAUAAGUUUUGAAGUUUAAGAAUGUUUCUCUGUUUUUGUCUGAGUUACUUUUCACCAUCAGUAUCUUUCACAAUAUUUCAAAAAUUUUCAGUAUGAAAAAUAGUGCCAACCCUCUUGUGAAAUCCCUUGUACACGAGUUCAUGAAGAAACAGUACCAUCAUCAAUAUGCUUCAGCUUUUUCACUGUGAUGGGAAUGCUCAAGGACCUCAAUUUCAUGCCAUUACUGUUAGGCCUUUGUAUAGUAUAUGCCACCAUGCAAUAGCUGUUAUUCAGUAAAACACAAGCACUAAAAAGUAAUAUAAUAUAUUAGUCGAUUUCUUACUUGAUUUGCUUAAGAAACUAAAGUGCUAAAUGUAGAUCAGUAAGUUUUGUAAAAUAAUAAGAAAUGACUGUGUGGCAGUUCAUUUCAGCCUGCCUCAGUUCAGUAUGUGUGUGGUUUUAUCUGUGAAACCCUACAAGUAAUUAUGAAAGUGGCCAGUAGAACACAAGAAUCUAGUGGCAAAGCAGUCAUAAAGCAAGAAUCCAGUGGCAACUAAAUAAAGCUGAAAAUGGUACAGAAUUAUGGAGGUCAAAGGUAACUUUCCAAAGCUUUUAAGUAGUAUAACUUUUAGUUGUCUUUUGUGAAAAUUAUUGUGAAAGACCUGCCCAUAUAAGUCAACACAGAAAAGGAAGUGCAACAACAAUAACCCUGAAAUGUGGAGGGGAAAUAAGUGAGGAAAGGAGUCCUUACUCAUUUGUAUGGAAGAGGAGAUGCAACACCUAUUAAGUAUGCUAACAAUUUUGAUAUAAAAGUAAAGUUUCCAGGCAGCGUGCAAACAUUCAAGGCAAGCUGGAGUUGGUUUCUUUUAAGAAUUUUGUGGGGUUGCACAAUAUAAAAAUAACCUGCCCAUCUAAAAGUAAUUUGCUGUAAGUUUUUAUUGCUCAGCAAGGUAUUCUUCCCAUUUUGGUGACAUCAAUCAAAAGUUAAAAUGGUCUGCCUCCCCCGCCAAGAAUGUAGUCAUGCAAGAAUACUAAGUUAAUUAAUGUUAAGUUAUUAUUUCACAUUACGUAUUACAAUACAGUUUUAUUAUGAUCAGUGGUACACAUAUUAGUGUAUUCUUGCAGUACUGUACUUAUUAUGUAUUACUUCUACAAUUAAAAUUUUAUGUACUAUAGUAUACAGUAACACAGAAUAGCUAAAGCAUUAGAUAUUGCAAUAGGCAGUAAUGAUCGUUUAAUACAGUAGCUUGCUUUUUAUUGCAUGUGCUACUCAUAUGCAGUAACAUUUGCUGUAUAUAAUAAUGUACAUAAAUUUGAAUUACAUUGUGGUGUAGAAACUUCAAUUAAUUCAAGUAAGAUUGAGUUUUCACACAAGGAAAUUGUGGCACCCACACUUACAGUGUCCAGCUUUAAAGUGAGGCACAAGUCCUGUAUCCUGUAGCAUGCUAUCUGUAUCUGGAAGAUAACUGACCUACCCCAAACACUUUCUUAACUUCUACCACUGAAAAUUUUUCCUGUCUCAUAUUGUUUUGUGAUAAUCAGAAAUAGAUGUGUUAAAAAGUAAUUUUAUAUUUUUGCUAGUUAUAUGAACUUGCCUUUAAUACACUUAAACCCACCUCAACUGCCCUACAGCUGAAGGAAUAGUGGCUAGUCAGUUUACUAGCUUGUUACUAAGUUCAGUGACCAAUUCUAGCUGGCACUAAAGGAUAGUCCAAUUUAAAAGACUGGUUAGUAUACCUAGGGAAAAUACAAAUUACAUUUAAGAUUUGUUAUAUGUCUGAGAUAACAAGACCUUACUCUAUAAUGUCAAUGUUCAUCUAGUCAAACUCAAUAUGUUUUUGUAGUUAGCUAGGAAUCUUUUUUUAUAUUUUUGUUAGUUCUGUAGCAAUAAUUUCCAAGAAUACUGAUACUGUAUUGGUUUAAAUUCUUUGACUAUGAUAACUCCUGUUACAAGUGUGUCUGUGUCAUGUCUUGUGUUCACAGAAAAGAAAAUUGUAAUAAAGUAUAGUAUGAUACAUGCAUAUUUAAUAGCAAUCACUAUAUUGAUCAGUAAUACGUUUUAUGAAAUAAUCAUUAUUCUUGGAAUCAGAUUCGAUCAGUGAGCUUGCUGCCAGUCAUGAGACAUCAUGAACUUUAUGAAUAAAACUGUAAAAGUAUUGUAUAAAGCUCAUUUGCUUCUUUUUAUUUUAUUACUAAAGAUGUCUAAUUUCCCAUGUUAUGUCAAUACUGAUUCUUUGUAUAUAGAUACCACCACACAUGUAUAGAUUUGUGUAUGGUUGUAAGACGGUGUACGUAAUUUAUUAAUAAAAUAAUGUUUAAAUGAUUA